Chelonoidis abingdonii (Abingdon island giant tortoise) is the source of this 2273-nucleotide messenger RNA. The record is from RefSeq and is a predicted model, not a curated record. Lineage: Eukaryota; Metazoa; Chordata; Testudines; Testudinidae.
GGAAAGAGAGCUGGGGGCCCAGGGGGAUGGACCACAAACUAAAUAUGAGUGACCAGUGUGACGCUGUUGCAGAAAACACGAACAUCGUCCUGGGCUGGACCAGCAGGAGUGUUGUGAGCAAGACCCGAGCAGUGAUUCUUCCGCUCUGCUCCGCGCUGAUUAGCCCUCAGCUGGGGAUGUUCGUGCCAAAGACCUGACAAGCGGGCACCACGCCAGGCCAAGCCACCCCCGCUAGAUGCCUGGGUUCAGAGGGGGCCUGCGAAAUCCCCGUUCCGCCAUGUUCAGAGCGCACUUGGCGGGGGACGCCCGCUCAGCUUGACAGCAGCUGGCACAAAGCCCGAGCCCUGCCUGCCUGGUGAGUCAGUCAGCUCCGAAUCUCGCCCCUUUCCCUCCCAAAGAGUCUGUCAUCAGGGCACCCGAAAAGUCAUUCAGUGCCAGUGCAGUCCGGAGCACCCGGUUCCCCCUGCGCCCGAGCGAGCGACAUGGAGCUCACCACGGCCACACUGCUUUUGCUGCUCCUCGGCCUCUCCUGCCUGCUCGUCUGCCUCCAUGGGAAGGGCCAGCAGAAGAGGGGGUGUUUGCCCCCGGGCCCGCGCCCGCUGCCCCUGCUGGGGAACCGGCUGCAGCUCGAUGCCAAGGACAUGGUCAAAUCUCUUCGCAAGCUAAGUGAGCGCUAUGGGCCCAUCUACACCCUCCACCUGGGCUCCUGGCGGGUGGUGGUGCUGUGCGGCUACCAGGCAGUGAAGGAGGCCCUGCUGGACUAGGCCAAGGAGUUCAGAGGGCGCGGGGAUCUGCCCGUGCUCUUCCGUUUUACCCAAGGGAACGGCAUCACCCUGAGCAACGGGGAGAAGUGGAAAGUCCUGCGGAGAUUCGCCCUGCAGACGCUGCGCAACUUCGGCAUGGGCAAGCGGAGCCUGGAGGAGCAGAUCCAGCAGGAGGUGCGGUGCCUGGUGCAGGAACUCGCCCAAACGCAAGCCGCGCCCUUCGACCCCACCUUCCUCAUCAGCCGGGCCGUCUCCAACGUCAUCUGCUCCAUCCUCUUCGGGGGCCGGUUCGAGUACCAGGACGGGAGCUUUCUCACCCUGGUCGGCCUCACCAACCAGAUCUUCCAGUUGCUCAGCUCCCUGUGGGGGCAGAUGUACAGCAUCUUCCCUGGCCCCAUGUCCUGUGUGCCGGGGCCUCACAACAGGAUCUCUGAGAACUUCGAGCAGCUGCGGCUCUUUGUGCUGGAGCAGGUGAAGAUGCACCAGGAAUCCUUUGACCCCAACUCCCCCCGUGACUUCAUCGACUGCUUCCUCCUCAAGAUGGAGCAGGAAAACCAGGACCCACUGAGCUACUUCCACACAGAGACCCUGGUGAUGACCACACACAACCUGUUCUUUUCGUGCACGGAGACAGUCAGCACCACCCUGCGCUAUGGCUUCCUCCUCCUCAUGAAGCACCCAGAGAUCCAGGUCAGAGUCCACGCUGAGGUCGACCAGGUGAUCGGGCAGCACCGCAGCCCGUCGGUGGAGGACCGGAGCCGCAUGCCCUACGCUGAUGCCAUGAUCCAUGAGGUGCAGCGCUUUAGCAACGUGUUCCCCAUGGGGGUCCCGCACGCGGUGACCCGGGACACCCGCUUCAGGGGUUUCCUGCUUCCAGAGGGCACGAACAUGCUCCCGCUGCUGUUCUCUGUCCACAACGACCCCACCCAGUUCAAAGACCCGGCCACAUUCGACCCGGCUCAUUUCCUGGACCCGAGCGGAGGCUUCCAGAAGCAUGACGCCUUCAUGGCCUUCUCCACGGGGAAGAGGAUCUGCCUGGGCGAGGGCUUGGCUCGCAUGGAGCUCUUCCUCUUCUUCACUGCCAUCCUGCAGCGCUUCACCCUCAUGCCCCUCGUCCGCCCGGACGACAUUGACAUCUCGCCUCUGAUGAGUGGCCUGGAGACCGUGCCACGCCACUACGAGUUCCAGGCCGUCCCUCGCUGAGCGAGCCGCUGCCCAUCCCGCCUCCGCUCCCCUUUCACAGCCUCGUGUCCUGCAGCCUUUGCAUGUCUGAGAUGAGUUUUCAGGCCUCAUCGCUUGCAGUGUCUAAUCAGCACAACUGCAGUGUUCCUGCUCUCGAGAUUUUACCGCACUGCCUGGCGGGCUUCUCUCUUUUUAAAGUCCGGACCUCCAGAUUCGUGAGCUUAGUUCAAGUUUUCAUUACAAUCAACUACAAAUAAAAAUUGUCCAGCUCUGGGGGUGGUAGAGAAAAGUUUAGAAACUUGACUCGAGUAAAGAAACCAGAAGCAA